UUAAAAUGGAAAGCACUAAGAGUCUGAGAAAUGUUCAUGAGUCUAUUUUUAAGACUUCAAACUCUGGUCAAAGAAUGAGCCUCGAGAAUCCACAUUUAGAACUUUAUUCACCUAAAUUCGCGGAGAAUUACAUGCACCAGGACUCUGAUGAAGUUAUGAAUCAAUACGAAGAAAGAUCUGUUUGAAAAGAUGUAGCUAGAGGGCAAGUCCUGUUGGCCAAAUUAGCAGAGAAUGAUCCGAAAUUUUCCCCAGCACUAACCAAAACCCUUGAAAUUUUGGAUAGUCUGUGCCUUGUUUGGGACGAAUUUACCGAUACUAGCUUCAAAAAUGGCAUACAUAAGUUUACAGUAUCUCCCAAGGGUUUUGGGCUCGAAUCCAAACUGAUCGGAUUUUGUGAGGUUGAGAAGAACCUUCAAUUCCAAAAUCUGAAUAUGAGAGAUUGGAAUCUAGAGUCUAGCUUAAAAAUGCUUGGAUUACAGAAAGAAUUCCCAAAAAUUAACCAUGUUCUGAACACCAUCAUUCUCAUGGGGAAAUUCGAGUUCAUUGAAGGUGGAGUGAACGACCGGUUCAAGGUCAAGCCAGGCAUGACUGUUAACCGGCUUUGCAAACUAAACAGCAUUAAAGAGAACGAGUUUGUCAAGCAGUUCUGUUUCUACUCGAAAACAGAAGGACAUCGAAUGGUCAAGCUACUCUCGUUCUACCUCUAUGAGUGACUUUAUCAAUACAUUAUCAGUUUAUUGGAGACAAACCUGAAUAAGCAUUUAGAGCCACCGGCUGUAAUGAAGAAGACCACGAUGGUGUUCCCUCCUACACAAAUGGAGCUCACUCAAAGUAACACUUGACUUGGCUUGAUGAUCAAUCUGGUAGUCGAAGAGGUAUGAUACCAAUCACAGAAGGAAUAUUACUAUCUUUUAGAAAGACUCGAGGUCCAAAAUCUAACCUACUGAGGAGGGUUCAGGAAGAACCUGCCCGGAAGCAAAGCUCUUGUAGAUACCUUAUGAGGAGAUAAAGGGUUGAUAGCAUCGCUUGAGAAUGAUUCUCUAAUUCCUCUAAUCUCAUCAAAAUCUCAGCUGGUAACCGUUGACAGCAAGAAGUUGAGUAUCAAGUUCAGCUUUGUGGCACAAAGAAUGGUGUAUAAUACUUCCAAGCUCAGAGAUUACAUCAGAAGCAUGGUGCUGACUCCUUUGUUGUUAAAAUAUCUAAAAGUACUGUCUCAGCCAGUGAAGAACAAAGAAAACAUCCUCUACAUGAGAAGACUUAAGAAGUAUAUGCUAAGCUCUGAAGGGCAGAAUACUAUUCUCACUGAGAGGUUUACUGACAAUUUAGCUUUGUUCAUGAAGGAUAUUUCAAAGAAAAAUAACCAAAAUACUCUAUACUGUUGGGGGAAAAGAGACAUGCAGUUUAUGAUCAAGCAUUCGAUUACCAAUCCUCUCCUAGAGUGGUACAAGAAUGGUCUUACUGAGUGGUACACCUUCUCGGAGUUUUUAGAGAAGUUCAAAAUCUUACUGGAGAGAGCUAGGCCUGAAGAAGUAAACAAGAAAGUUCUCUUCCAGUUUUGCCCUGAGGAGAGAAUCACCAUGAUCGCACUGGCAUUUCUCAAAGAUCUAGAAUCGAUCUAUUUCGGCACAACACAUGUAUUGAUGAAUAAGAAGGCUAGAUAUCAAUUUGAGUCCCAAGCCAAGGGUGGUUCGAUCUUCCUGAGGAACCUUCCUUGUGACCAAUCUAUCUUCAUAAGUUAUGUGAAAGCUAAAUUUAAUGACAUCAACAGGAGCAGAGAGAUUAGGCUUGAUUCCCCAAUCAGCUGUGAGGAUAGUUCUGAUGUAGAGAAUAUUGACUCCAAUCACCAAAGCAUGGACCUUUUCGUAUCCCCAAAGGAUGCAUCACAGAUCUUGAAGGAUUGUACUAACGAUCAGUCUCGAAACAUGCCGAUCCCACUAGCACAGUCAGAUUCAAUAUUCAGGUCUGGGUCACGCGAGGGUGACAUCACUCUCACAUCGAUUCAUAGUAAAGGAUCACUCCUAUCGACAUAUCAGGUCAAUGUAGAGAAGAAGAUAAUACAGAAAAGGAAGAAGACCAAGAAAUCCAAGAGAAUCGAGACCAACUACACAAAAGCACUCAGGCAGUACCUCAGAACUAAGAAAGAUAAUAAGAAGAAAAUACCUGAUCCUCAGCAACCCAUGCAUAAAGUUAUUAAGGCUUAUUGCAAAGAAGCCCGAUUUAACAAGGCUGCCAUAAAAAUCCAGAAGAUAUUUCGAGGCUUUCUGGUUCGAAGAGGAGGGCUAGAGAUGCCCUACCAUGGCCAGGAGAGCAAGCGAGACCUAGCUGCAAGGAUCAUACAGUUCUAUUGGCGCCAAUACGUGGAUUACCUUAACGAAUUAGAUGACCCAGAGCCUAUCCAGUUAGAGUACCAGCCACACUCUCCGAUAAGAAACGAGAAGGAAGCUGAAGAAAAGCGUAAAGAGAAGCUUGGUCUUGUUGAAUAUGACUACAUGCCCAGGAUCAGUGAUAAAUCUCGCAAACUUGCCAAUAAGAGAAGGAACAACCUGGGCAUCUCCCAGAUGAAUGUUGAAGAUAUGCUCUUGCACGAGAACAAUAUGAGGAACUCUAAUCGAGCAAAGUCAUCUCUGAAAGAAGAAAUCAGAGACCAGAGACUCAGGUCUAACUCCAGAAAGGUCUCUCGCAAACAGGCAGAUGAGUUCUACUCUAGGCAGAACCAUUACAAGCAAAAGCUCCAGUUCAAGAUUGAGGAGAAGCGGAAAGAGACCUCUGACUCCUUCGAGGAAAUAACCGGUAGGCCCUGUAUAAACAGGACUUCAAGGAGCAUUAAACGAACAUAUGACGACCUCAUCAACUGGAAGAACACUGCUGAGAGGAAAGUCAAGAACCAGAGAGAGAAGAAGAGAAUGGAAGAGAGUAUUUCCCUCAAAACCUUCAGAUCUAGCAUGAGCAGGUCAAGGAACAGAAACACUUCGAAUAUCUCAUCAAGAUCAGUCUGUGAUUUAGGCAAGAAGGCCAACGCGCCCAUUUGGCCUCUGAAAUUCGAGAAGCCAGGUAAUGAUGCAGACAAUAUGCAGAUGUCUCUGGUAUAUCAUUCUAAGGAUCUGAGUGAGAAUACCAUUGAAAAUAAUGGAAUCUCUUUCUUUUAAAAUUCAUUCAAUUCGGG
Molecule: messenger RNA, 3163 nt
Organism: Moneuplotes crassus
Lineage: Eukaryota; Ciliophora; Spirotrichea; Euplotida; Euplotidae
Source: the annotation of a GenBank genome assembly